UCUAGUUCUCUCCACAUCCCACAACUCUCGGCCAGGAGAACGUCCAGAGAAACCCUUCAUCGCCUCUUCUUCGCCGCCUUUCUGCGCUCCCAUCUCGUCCUCCCCUCCGUCUAGGGUUUUGUGUUUCUUUCGUCUCCUCCGAUGGGGUCGACGCGUGCCGCCGUCGUCGCUCCCGACAAGUACAAGCGCCGGAAGGUCUUUGCCCACCGCGAUUUCCCAAAGGGAUGCGGCCGGCGGGGACAACAACUUUCCGACCUCUCCGACCCCGAGAAGGCGCCCCUGGUGGAAAAAGAACCGUUCUUGGAUCCGAUGGAGCCGUCGAAACCCAACAAUGUAGACCGCGCCGAGAAGAAGGAGAAGGCCGGGUUAUUAAAGGUCUCCGCCGUUCGGAGAUUUCCCAGGGGAUUGGGCAAGCCAGACGAAGAAAUUUCCGAGUUCUCUGAACCAGAGGAGGAGGAGGUGGAGGCGCUGAACCUAGAAGAAAAAGAUCUGUUCUUGGAUCGGAUGGAGUCGAUGAAAUCGGAAGACGUUUCAAAGGGGAGUACAGAUGGGCUGGGGUUUUCUGACGCUGAGAAGCGAUUUCUUUCAGAAAGAUACAAUCUUGCUAAGUGGAGAUGGGUCUCCGCCGUCCGGGACUUCCCCACUGGCUGUGGGACGAACUCUACGAACCUGAGGUUGAAGCGAGCAGUGGCCAAGAAACCUCGAUUUCGAAAGCCCGUUGGUUGUAUGCCUUCCAAGAAGAUCGAAAGCGGGCUGAAAGGGAACAAUGGUAAGCAAACGCAAAGCAUCGUUCGAGAAACUUGAUUUGAAUAAGGACUGUUGGAUAGUUUGGCAAGAUAUGAAGGAGACUCGAAAGCGGUUGAUGUUGCGUAAUGAAUUGUCAUUUUGGAAACUCAUUUGGACUCUGCUGAAAUUGUCUUCUCUACUUGGAAUGACAAAUUGGUUUACAAAAAUGAUCAAGGACAUCAUCAGUAAUAUUUGAAUUUUCUCAUGUCAGGUUCGCUGUCUUUUAACUCGUGCUUUACAAUCUUGUCCAUUCUUUAUUUAAAUGAAGAGCUAUUGGAUUGAUUUGAUAAAAUAUCAAGUAGACUGAGAAGCACUUAACGUUACAUAAUGCAUGGUCAUUUUUCGAACGUAUUGUGAUUAACUCAUUGGUUGCCAUUGCCCAUUUAGUAUGCUUAUAAGACUGAUCGAUUUGCAUAAACAAUCAAUGACUUCGUCAAUAUCCAAAUUGUUCAUGUCUGUAUUCCAAAAUGUUUUGCCCACGUUACAAUAUAAUGAAAGCUCUGUUCAGGUCAUCAGUAGUCUGAUCUCAGAGCAAGGUUGGCCUUCCAUGGCUUGAUAACUAGAAGAUUAUCUUGCACUUUUGUUCAAUGUGUACCCAGUUCUCACUCCACUUGGAUUACCACCCAAGUUUUAUGAUAGAAGCAAACUAUACCGCCUUAUAUGAUUAAUAUACUCUUGGCUUUGUACACUGUCUCCACGUAGUUACAUCACUACUCUCGUCCAUGUACAUUUGACUGCUGGGCUCUUGUUGAUCUGGUAAUCUCUAGUGCUUGAGCAUGGUAACGUUCACAUUCUCAUCCACUU
Molecule: messenger RNA, 1590 nt
Organism: Elaeis guineensis (African oil palm)
Lineage: Eukaryota; Viridiplantae; Streptophyta; Magnoliopsida; Arecales; Arecaceae
Source: RefSeq, a predicted model, not a curated record